This is a messenger RNA of Prorocentrum cordatum, 4179 nucleotides long. The record is from the annotation of a GenBank genome assembly. Lineage: Eukaryota; Dinophyceae; Prorocentrales; Prorocentraceae.
AUGGAGGAUCCCAAGAUAUUCAGACGCUACAAGGCGCAGGUCGAGAACUGGGUUUUGAUUGCGAAGAACAUCAUCGGCCCCGAGGAGAUGGCACCAAGACUGUAUGCAGCGCUCAGAGACAAAGCUUUCGACCACGUAGAGGGCGAGAGCCCGGCAGUUUUCGCAGUUCCAAAUGGUGUGGAGCUCUUACUCGACAGGUUGGCAUAUUUCGAUCAACGCCCGACGGUCAAGAUAGGCGCCGCAAUGGACGAUUUCUUUCAUAUGGAGCACGUUGAGCCAGGCGAGACCUUACUCCAGCUCGCCACUCGAGUGGACAAGGCAGUGCUCCAGGCAAGAUCGGUGGAUUUGGCCAUUCCAGAUCCAAUCAUCAUUAGGCAGUUCAUGAAGAGUUCGCAGCUGGACCACAAGACACAGGCCACAUUAUUGAUGGCCGCAGGUUCGAAGUUCGAGUGGAAGCCCCUGAAGGAGCAAGCGGCUAUUCUAUUUCCCAUGCCGCUGGUGCCUCGCAACAGAUUUCAAGGAGAUCGCAAGUACAGACCUCAGUAUAGUGCUCACGUCACGAACCAGGAUACGUACGAGAGGGAGGUCACCGAGCCCGACUACCAGCACGACCAUGAGGAUUGGCAGGUGACUGACGCAGAUUUUGGACAUGAUGACUCGUACGACAACAGCUGGGAGGAAGAUUCCGGCGACUUCUGGGACGAGCAGCUACCCGAGGCGUUGGCUAGAGAGAUUCACACUGCUCGUGUUACGUUCAAGCAGGCUCAUGAUCUUCUCAAUCAGGCCAACAGAGCACGAGGUUACUACAACACGAAGGGCAGCAAGGGCAAAGGUAAGCACGGCAAGGGCUACCAGCCGAAUCGUUCCGGCAAAGGCAAGGGCAAUGACGGAGGCAAGGCGCGACGUGGCAUGUCGUUGGAGGACCUCAAGAAGGUGACCAACUGCUCGGCGUGUGGCGAGAUCGGCCAUUGGGCAGCCUGCGAGAGUCGAAUCACAUCUCACUAUCUCUCUGCGAUCGUCGGUCAGCUCACGUCACCGAUCGAGACAACCGAGAUCAACACGAAGUACAUCAUUCCGAUCGAGCCGACCGAGAACACCACGACGUACCUUAUCCCGAUCGAGUCGAACGACAGCACCGAGAACUACGACACCGCAAGCCCGAACCCGAUCGAGCAGUACCUCAGCUACGUCGAAACGUCCCCGAUUCGAUCGACAAGUUCUAUGAGUAUUUCCGAGACCACGAUUGGGGCCCGGGUCCGGGGCGAUCUACGAGAAUACGCCAGGUACAAAGUGAUCGACAGCUUUCUCAGCAAACAGUUUCCAGCGAUGCAGAUUCUGUGUCAGGACAAGACCGUGGACAGCUUCAUUCCCGAUACCAGGACAGGAUCACGGACAAAGAUGUCAUGCUAUCCAGAUCUGAACAAGACGUGCUGCCAUCCUACCAACGGGGAGCACGAGUACACAGUUCCAGCCGGGAGGUUCAAGGAGUGCCUCUAUUGCGGGACGGUCUGGAAGGGCGAGAAGUACCAGAUCAGGGCGAAGGACGUGAUCUUUUGGAAUCUCCACGGGACGCGAGAGACUCCAGGCGGAAGCCAAUUAACGACGGGUCAGGCGAAGAGGUACUACGGCAUGGCCAAUUCCGUCUACAACAACUUGCAGCUCGAGAAGCGCGUCUAUGAGAGACGAAUGCAGAAGAGCCGUUUUCCACGACGCCAGCGACGCGGCUUCGACAUCUACGAGAUCUUCGCGGGCGAGUGCGGCAUCGCCCUGCAUGCCACCGACCGCGCCAACGGCUGGGGCAUGCGAGCUCUCCAACCGGUGGACAAGCUGUUCGGUCAGGACUUGAAGAAGCAGAAGGCCAGGAAGGAAGUGCUCGAUACGAUCGACAGGUGGCGGCCACGCUUGGUCAUCAUCCAGCUUCCGUGUACACUCUGGUCGCUGCUCAACCGCAACGUCAACUACAAGGAGAUGCCCGAGGUGCUGGAGGACCUACGCGAUGAGGAGCGGUGCUUCAUCACCUUCACGAAGGACAUCUUCGAUCAACAGAAGGACUACGGCAAUCACGCCCUGCUUGAGAAUCCCGCUACUGCCGACUCGUGGCGCGAGGAGGCAAUCGUCAAGCUCAGGCAGGACAACUACGAGUGCACCUCUAAUAUGUGCAUGUUCGGCAUGGUCGGCAACCAGGGACUCCCCAUGAAGAAGUUGGUUCGUUGGUUGGGUACGCGUCCACUUCUCAUUCAAGAGCUCGACCGACACUGCGACCACAGCCAUCCACAUGAAGAAGUGCAAGGAGGUGGACCUAAUGGCAACACCAAGCUCUCACAGGUCUACACCUGGCAGCUAGCAGACGCCAUCUGCCGAGGUCUCACCAGGGUCAUCGAGAGCGAGGAGUUCGGACACGGCAUCUACCUGUGCAGUUAUUACCCCGUCUCCUACGACGCUCCAGCCCCUACUGUGCACCACGUCUGCUAUUCGGCUCCCGACAUGGACGAAACAAAGUGGAAGAACAUCAUGCAAUCGGUCGUCGAUGUCAUGAGUCGAAGGAACGCCCCCUCAGCUCAGGUGGCGCAGGACUCAGAGAUGCGGAGGCAGGUGUCCGAGUUGGUUCCCUGGCAGAUCUUGUACAUGCAGGCCGCCUUCCAGCCGCCUACGCACCACGAGAAUGAUUUCAAGACCCAGUACGAUACGGUUUGUUCAUUAUCGGACGUGCUCCAGUCGGCGAAGUACCAGCACCACCUCGACCACCAAUCGAAGGCGAAUCACGACAGCCAGUACCAGUACCCGACGAACCACAGCCAGACGAACUUCAGCCUCAGCCUGUCCAACAACGGGCUGGCGACGAUGCACCAGAACUUGAGCCACCCGCUGCAGGCUGAUUUCACGAGGUUCCUGAACGCGAGCGACGCGAGCCAGGCUCACGACUUUCACGUCGAGAAGCCCCCAGCUGAAGCUCACUGGCAGUCAGGGCGAGUCGAGGCUAACAUCACACUCUGGAAGCACAUGGCCAAGAAGGUGAUUGAUACGAUGCAGCUUGCCGGAGUUGAGGACAUGAAGCUGAUGGCACCAGCGAUCAACCAGUCUCGCAAUUCUCGUGUCCGACAAUGCGGUGAUUCACCAUAUCAGUGGACUUUCGGUAAGGACCCGAGGAUCCCCGACAGCAUCACCGAUCCAGCUAACUCUGCCGUCGUACAUAGCGCCAUGACCGCAGAUGCCGAGCUCGCUAAACGAGCCCGAGUACGAGCACUCGCAGACAUGGCAUUCACCGAGUACGACAGGUCCGAGUCUCUCAAGCGCGCGAUGUUUCGAGUCUACCUCAACAGCAACGGCAGCUUCACUAUGACCAAGAAGGACCAGAAGGCGCUCAUUCGUGAGAUCCCCUAUUCGCAGAUCCCUGCAGAUCAGCUACCUCUAUUCCGAGAAGCUCUGGCCCGUGAAUGGCCAUCUUGGCAACGCUUUUCAGCCGUGGAGGUCUUGGAUCUGAAGACGUCCAAGUCUAUCGAGAGCGACCCCGAGAAUAAUAAGCGCAUUAUACCAUCAAGAGUCUGCUAUCGCGACAAGAAUGCCGGACGUGGAGUUUCCGAGAUCGACGCCAAGGCAAGAAUCGUGGGUAUCGGCUACAACGACCCCGAUAUCAUGACUCUCAGACGUGACGCACCAACCCUUACGAGAGCUGGUUUCUACAUCUUGCGGCGGACGAUCUCAAGCUGGGACUUCAACUUGUUCGGAGGCGACGUGACUACAGCCUUCUUACAGGCCGAUCAGACCAAGGCCCAGCGCGACAAGCCGAUUUACCUUCGGCAACCUUCUGAAGGACUUCCAGGUGUUCAACGCGGUGCUCUUCUACUUGUACGCCGUGCCAUCUAUGGCUUCGUUAAUAGCCCUCGCCUGUGGUGGCGAGAACUUCGUGACUUUCUCAUGCACAUUGGCGGCAAGCAGUGCUUGCUGGACAAGGCCCUAUUCUGUUUCUACAACAAGUCACAUCGCAUUAUCAUGAUUAUCGGCAUCCCCGUGGACGACCUCAUCGGAGGCGCAGACGCUCGAGAAGGCUCCAAGCUGUUGGAAACCAUCCGCCACCGGUUCACUUUCGGCAAAUGGUGGGACAAUAAGUUGACCUACUGUGGCAAGCGUCUCAGUAAGAACGAAAACGGCACGAUUUUCAUCAACCAGAAGGAGUUGUAG